UGAUCAAGAUCUUCGUACACAGUAUUCUUCCCCGAGACACAAAUGAUACAUUCGCUUUCUGUUGUAUGACCCAUCCGCGCCCGCCAUGGUCUCCAGUACAUAUACAUCCAGCAUAAUCAGCCACAGAAAACCCGAGGGACAGGGUUCAGGCGAGAAAGCAAGCAAUAAUACGCCAAGCCGGAGUGACGGCAUCGAAGAGCUAGACAGUCACAGCAGCAACAGCAACGGCGGAUCCGGAACAGAAACCCAAACCCCGGACAACACAAAAGCCAUCACCACCACCACCAACAACACCGGCUUCACCACCAUCCACCUCACAGUGUACAUCUUCCGCGGCGAGCCAUUAGACACCUACAACCACCGGCACGCCCUCCUCUACCUCACCUCGCCGGACCUGCCGGCCUACCACGAGACGGUGCACACGCAGCGGGACGAGGCGACGGACCUGUGGGUGGUGGGGCGGCUGCACGUGCCGGUGCCGUGGUUCGAGACGCGCGCCUACGUCGCCCACGUCAGCGCGGGCGCCCUGCGCGUGCCGGCGGGUCGCGAGAUGGCCCCCGCCGAGGCCGUCGCCGCCGUCCCCGCGGGUGCUCGUCCGCCGGACUGGAAUUGUCAGAAUUUUCUGUAUGAGGGCUUUCAGGUGCUGGUGGACCGCGGGUGGCAGACGCAAGAUUGGUGGGAGGAGGUCGUCGGGGAGAUGAUGGAUAAGUUGCUGGAUAGUACGGUUGUUUGAUGGCUUGGUUUGGGG
Messenger RNA from Chaetomium fimeti, 748 nucleotides. RefSeq lists its product as uncharacterized. The transcript has a single exon. The record is from RefSeq and is a predicted model, not a curated record. Bases 86 to 733 code for a protein of 215 amino acids. Lineage: Eukaryota; Fungi; Ascomycota; Sordariomycetes; Sordariales; Chaetomiaceae.